Molecule: messenger RNA, 284 nt
Organism: Staurois parvus
Lineage: Eukaryota; Metazoa; Chordata; Amphibia; Anura; Ranidae
Source: the annotation of a GenBank genome assembly
AAUGAUAGGUGGCACUGAUUGGCAUUGAUAGGUGGCACUGACUGGCACUGAUGGGUGACACUGAAAGGCAGUUCAGAUGGGCACUGAUAUGUGGCAUUGAUGUGCACUGGCAGGCACUGAUAUGUGGCAUUGAUAUGGCACUGAUGGGCACUGGCACGUGGCACUGAUGGACACUGACAGGUGGCACUGAUGGGGCUACACUGUUCAUCAGGGCACACUGAUCAUCAGUGCCCUGCGGCAUUUCCCUGUUUGCAUGUGAUCAGCUGUGAUUGGACACAGCUGAU